This is a messenger RNA of Mesorhabditis spiculigera, 492 nucleotides long. NCBI's taxonomy places the organism in Eukaryota, Metazoa, Nematoda, Chromadorea, Rhabditida, Rhabditidae. The record is from the annotation of a GenBank genome assembly.
AUGUCGACAACGAAGAGGCUCUUGGGAGUUACAAGCUCUUCCUAUUACUCCACCACGUCCACUAAAACGACCGGAAAGACGACAGCCACAACACUGACCACAACUACAAAACCCAAAACUAGCACGGCGUCAAAAAUGUCGACAAGCUCUUCGGGAGUUACAAGCUCUGUCUAUGAUGCCAAGACGUCUGCUAAAACAACCGAAAAGAUUACGACAACAACAAAACCGACAACUACAAAACCAAAAACGACCACUAAAGCAUGCGCCGCGAGGUGGGCAGCAUGGGGAAGCUGGACCACGUGUACGAAAACCUGUGGAAUGUGCGGAACGAAGAAUCGGAAGCGAGCCUGCAACGGGGCGAGCCCUGGUUGUAACUGCGUCGGAAACGUUCAAGAAACUGAGAAGUGCCCUCCCAAACAGUGCCCCUUUCCGGCGACCACAUGUUGCUCAGGCAGUGAGAAAACUGAAGUUAAAAAUCGCUAUGUUUGCGGA